Messenger RNA from Ceratina calcarata, 625 nucleotides. RefSeq lists its product as uncharacterized. The record is from RefSeq and is a predicted model, not a curated record. The transcript has 4 exons. The annotation marks the transcript as partial. Lineage: Eukaryota; Metazoa; Arthropoda; Insecta; Hymenoptera; Apidae.
CACGAUGAACAGUUCGAUUAAAAGCUUAGUCACGUUAUCGUUGCUACUCUGUUCUUUAUCACGAUCUUCCGAAUCGAAAGAUGCGAAGGAUAAGAGUUCCAGGAGUCAGGCUAAGACAUUUGGAAAGCAUCCAAACGGAGGAUUGAUCUCAUUCGAUUCAGGAGAAAAACAAUUCAGCAUCGAUUUUACUGUAACUAUUCCUUUUAUCACGCUACCACUCGAACGGAGGAUAGGGGAAAAUGGUGAAUCAGUAUCACCGUUGCUGAAUAUUAAUUCAAAAGGACUUGGAAUCGUUGGAUUACUGACUACGUUAUUAGGCAUAACUUCACCAUUAUUAUCCAAAACACAUCAUCAUUACAAUUAUCGUACUGACAGCGGGCAAUGGUUGGAAAUGGGAAGCAUGAACGAAAUCCUUUUUGGCAACAAUUACGUAGUUCCGUGCGUGCAACGCGUCGUUUGCUCGCUCGUUUCAGUGGCCUCGCACACGGAGAAUCCCACGAGCAUGGAUAAAAUAAUCGAUGGACUCUCAAGUCACAAGUGGUUCAAAGACGCGACGAACGGCACCAUCGUUCAAGACGCUGUGGCUACUGGGCGUAAGGGAGACUACGAUUGCGCUCACGUUUAC